Messenger RNA from Apus apus (common swift), 1467 nucleotides. Its product is annotated as transmembrane protein 182-like. NCBI's taxonomy places the organism in Eukaryota, Metazoa, Chordata, Aves, Apodiformes, Apodidae. The record is from RefSeq and is a predicted model, not a curated record. The coding region runs from base 120 to 857 and encodes 245 amino acids. The transcript is spliced from 5 exons. Gene Ontology annotation, cellular component: membrane.
GAUCAUUAUCCCCGUCCAAAAAUAGCACUUCUCUUGUCUCCCUCUUCCAGGGACCCUGGAAGCUUUAGAGUUUUUCUUCUUUUCUGCUUUCCAGCCCUGCUGCCCAUCCCUGCUGCCCCAUGAAGGCUGGAGUGGCUGCCCUGGCAGGCGGGCUCUUCGGCGCCACCGGCCUCUUGCUCUUCCUCCUCGCCUUUGGGACCGACUACUGGCUCCUGGCUACAGAGACCUGUGGCAUCUUUCCCAGUGGGAACAGCACUCUGCAGAGCGGGGAGGAUGAAGUGCAGACAGAGGUCAGGAAGGAGGUCCUCACUUUCCACCACGAGGGCUUCUUCUGGAGGUGCUGGUUCUUCGGCGAGGGGCACCCAGAGACCAUCUGGACCUUCUGGUACACCAGCCAAGUACACCCCAAGUUCUGCAUGCAUGGAUACCUCUUCCCUCUGCCCAUUGCUCUUGGACCUUUUCCCCACCCUUCCUACGACACGACAGCAGUGUACAGAGGCUUCUGGACGGCCUUCAUCAUCCUGGCUGUGGCCACCGGGCUGGUGGGAGGGCUCCUGCUGGUCUGUGGGGUGCCCUUCGUGAGCCCCCGUGCCUACAAAGCUGGAGGGGGGUUCCUCCUCACCUCGGGAGGCUUGUUUCUCCUGCUGGUGUUUCUCUUCGUGAUGUGGAAGGAGUUUGCAGCUGAUUUUCAGAAGUACAUCCUCCUGGAGAGGAGUGAGAAGUGCCUGGACGACGUUCCCGUGCACGUGCACUACGGGUGGUCGUUCAUGUUUGCUGCAGCCGGGGUGCCCCUGGUCUUAAUUUCUGGACUCCUCUUCUACCUGGUUGGCAGAGACAUUAGGAAGUCCCUGGAGUAAGACAAAUAUGGAGAAGGGCACUUGAGAAAACUGGUGAUGCUCCUUGGAACGGAACACACCCGAGUUUUGAGGACUAGGUGGUUCUUGUAGCUAUAAUUGUAGGUGCAUGAUCAUACCCACCCUUACCUGGAGGCAGGGACGGAGCACUGAGCAUCCAACCUCUCUCAGCCCCAAACCAGGCUGAAUGUCCAGCUUCAGCAUGGUCACACCUCGCAGACCUUGAGAUGUAUCUAUGGCUUUUGCAUCCAUUUUACCUGCAGCCCUGGGAACAGCCUUGGCUGUGAAAGCAGCUUCCCCCCCCCAUCCAUAAGCAGCAGAGCUGGAGUUCUGUGGCCUUCCCAGCAUCCUUGUUUCUUGGAAAAGGUAAUUGACUCUGGCGGCCACGCUGGAUGCCAGAAUGUCUAUUUCUGAAAAGCAAUUAAGAAUGAUUUUAUUUUUAUUUUAGCUGGCUCUAAUUGACAUCAAAGGACAACCAUUUCAUGGGAUGUCGGGAAACGGGAGAACCUCUUUGUUUUUCCUAAGAAGCCCCUGAUUCUAAACAUACAAAUGUACCUGGACCCAACCUAACUUUCCUUCAGUGAAUAAACCAGUUUCUGUGGCAUGAAACCUA